UAACCCUAACGCUGCCAUAUUAUUCACUUCUCCUCUUUCUCCUCACACCCUCUCGGUCGCCACUCUGCCGCCCUCUCCCGCGAGCGGCGUUGCUGGUCUUCUCCUCUUCAAUCUGCUCCAGUGAUCUCACUGGAACUCUUCCUCGAGCUUUGCCGUCUUCGGUCGUCGAUCUCUCCUCCUGAUCCAAACUCCGUUGACAAAGGUGAAUUAAUUUGUUCUUCGUUCUUUGCAGUUUCUCUUGCUAAUUGCCAACUAUGGUGAAGGCCGUGAAGCACUACAGACCUCCAGGGAAGAAAAAGGAGGGAAAUGCAGCCAAGUUUGUUACUAGGUCACAAGCACUCAAACAACUGCAGAUCAAUCUACCCCUUUUCAGGAAACUAUGCAUUUUGAAGGGUGUAACUCCUAGAGAGCCAAAGAAGAAGUUCAAAGGAACACAUCAGACUUAUUACCAUGUGAAGGAUGUUGCCUUUCUUCAUCACGAACCUUUGCUUGAAAUACAUAGAGAGAUAAGAGUACAUGAGAGGAAAAUAAAGAAAGCAGAGGCAAAAAAGAACCUUGAACGUGCAAAAAGGCUGCGGGAGAAGACACCUAAACCCAAGAUAGAUAGGAUUAUUCGUCAGAGGUACCCAAGAUUUGUGGAUGCACUUGGGGAACUAGAUGACUGUCUUUCAAUGGUGCAUCUUUUUGCAGCAUUACCUGCUGCUGAGAGCAAAAAAAUUGAUAUAGAAUGUGUCCAUAAAUGUAGAAGAUUGGCACACGAAUGGCAAGCAUUCAUAUCUCGCACUCACAAACUGAGAAAAGCAUUUGUAUCUGUCAAAGGCAUAUACUAUCAGGCAGAGGUUGAGGGUCAGAAGAUAACGUGGUUGACUCCUCAUUCACUACAACAGGUUGUGUCUGAUGAUGUUGACGUUAUCACCAUGCUAAAUUUUCUGCAAUUGUAUGAGCCUCUUCUUGGUUUUGUGAAUUUCCGGCUCUAUCAUUCCAUAAAUUUGAAGUAUCCCCCUAUACUAGAUCCUCGGUUGGAAGCUUUGGCAGCAGAUCUUUAUGCUUUGUCAAGAUAUGCCAAUGCCAAUGUCAAUGCUGUACCCUCUGUAGUCAAUUCUGAAGCAUCCCAGGUAGCUGAGUCUGAGCAAGGUGAUGCCAAGCCAAAAAGGGAUGAUAUUGAACAUGAAAAAUCUGAACUAAGACUUGCUCAACUUCAGCAUCAACUUCCUACAAAUGAACCUGGUGCACUAAUGCAACUUGUUGAAGAAGCUGCUUCUGAGGAAGAAGAGGAUCAAGAUACAAGAGAAUGUAAAAAUCUCUUUAAAGAUCUGAAAUUCUUCUUGAGCAGAGAAGUACCAAGGGAAUCAUUGCUUUUUGUCAUUCCUGCUUUUGGUGGUAUAGUUUCCUGGGAAGGAGAGGGAGCACCUUUUCAGGAAUCUGACCAGAGCAUCACACAUCAGAUUGUUGACAGGGAUUCACAAGGACAUAAGUUCCUCUCAAGAGAAUAUGUUCAACCACAGUGGGUAUUUGACUCUGUAAAUGCGCGGAUUAUUUUGCCAACAGUGGAUUAUAUGGUUGGAAGGAUACCUCCUCCACACUUGUCGCCUUUUAUUGAUUACGAGGAAGAAGGAGCAUAUAUUCCUGACUAUGCGAAGACCAUUAAACAAUUGCAAGCUGCCGCCAGAAAAGAAGUCCUUCCACUCCCAGGUGUUGGAAAAGAAGAUCUGGAAGACCCUCAAAAUAUUCUGGUUGAAGGUAUUAUGGAUCGGGCAGAGGCCAACCAAGCAGCUCAAAGAAAGCAAAAGAUGAUGAUGCUAGAGCAGCAAUACCAUAAUGAUUUGAAGAAAGAACUUCAAGGUGUUACGUAUGGUAAAAUGGAUUCCAAUGUUGAUAAACAAACGUCAACUGGAGAGAUACAAACUGGAGAAGAAUCCACUGACAAUGCUCAGCAGAAGGAUGAUGCUGAUGACAUGGGUACACUUAUGAUGUCUCGUAAAAAGCGGAAGCUAUUGGAAGCCAUGAAGAUAUCUAAUGAACGGAAGCAGGCUAAAAAUGAUCUCAUUAAGCAACGGAAAAAGAAAAUAGACGAAGCUCAUAAAAAGAGCUGAAGGGAUCUGCAUUCUGGUGCAGGAUACAAUUUUGACUUCAUUAUGCAAUGUAUUUGCUAAUUUAAAUGAAUGCUUUGUUUGUUAUAGGAACUUGACGAUAAUUUUAGUACUGCUCUUUUUGUAGUCAGUAAGGUAACUGCAUUUUCUGAUUUGUUUAAAUAUUAGUUUUCUAGGUAUUGGAGCCCUAUCUAAUUUUCCCCCUUCCCCGCUUUGCGUUUUUGUUGCUAUGCAUUAUUUUUUGGUUCCUAGCGGUUGUGCCAAAAAUUAAAAUUGUCUAAAACUUUUAUUUCAUCUUGCCCC
Messenger RNA from Arachis stenosperma, 2393 nucleotides. Its product is annotated as pescadillo homolog. NCBI's taxonomy places the organism in Eukaryota, Viridiplantae, Streptophyta, Magnoliopsida, Fabales, Fabaceae. The record is from RefSeq and is a predicted model, not a curated record. The coding region runs from base 255 to 2093 and encodes 612 amino acids. The transcript is spliced from 14 exons. Gene Ontology annotation, cellular component: nucleolus; PeBoW complex. Gene Ontology annotation, molecular function: RNA binding. Gene Ontology annotation, biological process: maturation of LSU-rRNA from tricistronic rRNA transcript (SSU-rRNA, 5.8S rRNA, LSU-rRNA); ribosome biogenesis.